Messenger RNA from Pleurotus ostreatus (oyster mushroom), 6801 nucleotides. RefSeq lists its product as uncharacterized. The transcript has 35 exons. Bases 1 to 6801 code for a protein of 2266 amino acids. Lineage: Eukaryota; Fungi; Basidiomycota; Agaricomycetes; Agaricales; Pleurotaceae. Gene Ontology annotation, molecular function: hydrolase activity; ATP binding. The record is from RefSeq and is a predicted model, not a curated record.
AUGAUGGACCCUGUCCGACCAAGCAUGGCCCCAGUUCGCAAACAUCUCGACCCCAAAUUUUCCAGCCCGUCGUCUUUCUGUACGCUCGAGGCAGCGGAGGACUGCAUAGCAGAGUUGAAAAUAAUUGCGACGAAAAACAAUAUCAAGGAAGUCAUCGAGGGACUCUUGGUUUGUGGCGUUCAAGCUAUCGCAUUAUUUCUAUCGUCUGUAGAGACCCACCACAGUACUUGGCUCUUGGACCUCUUUCCCGCCAAACCCCACCUUUAUUGCUCGUCAAUAUUCCCAGUUCUUCUGUCCCAGAUUGGGGACUUACUAUGUUUCAACGACUUUGACAAUGCCGACAGAAAGGAUAUGGUUGAGACACGCCGCAUGAUUAAGAAUGCGCCCGAACAAUUUGCGACACUCUUGUCUCUCGAAGUUCCGGACGCCAAAGGGGACGGCGAUCUUCAAACCCUAGAACCAGAGUUUGGCAUCAAGCUCACUCAAAGGCAAAGAAAACAAGCCAAGAAGAAAGUCAAGGGGACGGUCGUCGUGGACACAAAAGUCUUCGAGGAUUGGGGUUUGCCAGUGCCCAAGUCCAAGAUGGAUGCUGAGGACUCCGCAAACAUAAUUCUCGAAGAACUGAAGGAAAUUUGGGCGGAUUAUCUACAUAUUUGUGCGAUGCCCACCUUUCAACUGGCGUUGAGGCCAAUUAUCUUUCCCGCCAAACCCCCCUCUCCUGCACGCAAUACCUCACCUCCUACUAUCAAUGAAGGGCAGAUAAAUGUUCAAGCUGGUGAACUUCCCGUAGCGAUUUCAGAGGUGCAGCCGUUGAAGUCCGCGUUGCAAUUUGAGAACGUGGAAGGCUUCGGCAAUUGGCGGGUCCUCAUAUCAGGGCGCGCAGACGGCGACUUAAGAGAAGCCAGGAAGAAGGAUCGAGAGUCGUUCCGCAUCAUCAUGAAGAAGAUUAGGGAGCUCUCGCGCGGACACUUCUCGGAGGACAACCAGAAACGCUUGACAGGCGCCGGCCCUGAAGUGCCUAUAUUUGAAGCGAAGAUGACACGCGAUUCGAGAUUGGUGUACCAAAUCGACUGUAUCAGUGAUAUUGAUCACGACGCCGAAAUACAAGUCAUCCGUGUGUUUGGUAUAUACACCCACGCACAAAUAGCCCACUCCCGAUUUUGGGACUCCCUCGCGCGUCACAUCGGCAAGAAAGGCAAGGAGUAUCGAGACCGAUGCGUGUACCGAUUGCCUCAAGCUUCUAAACGGGACAGAGUGUACGACCCGGCAUCAUUUCCUCCUCGUGAGGAGACGGAUGUCAUUACUUACGAUCCUUUGGACUUGCCAAAGGAAGAUCUUGACGAGCUGCAUUCCUUAAUGAUUUUAGGGAAAUUCAUCACAUUCUCUCGUCCCGUGUGGAACAGUAUUAUCGCGGAUCUCGAUACGACGUUCCCUUUUGAUCUGUCACCUCGCGAGAUGAAAAUUAUUGAGUGCCCAGCAUCCUGCUACGUACUUGGCCGAAGCGGUACUGGGAAGACGACGACGAUGUUGUUCAAAAUGGUAUGCGUGGAGGCAAGCUACGAUGUUAUGAAGGCGACAACUCGGAAACCUCGCCAACUUUUUGUUACUCACUCACGUGUUCUAGCCACCAAAGUUGCAGAAUAUUUCUCCAAGCUCACAUCAUCGCUGAAUCUCGCCUCUCGGUCGCUUCAAGAGUUGAAGCUGCACAAGGAUGCUGUUCACCAAGAUAUUGGCAUGAUCGAUACGGAGGAAGAAGCUGCGGAGGUGGACUUGCCCCCUUUGUUCAGCCAACUCAAGGAACAACAUUUCCCGUUGUUCAUUACGUAUACCCAGUUGUGUGCUAUGUUGGGGGCCGACUAUACUGACAAAGGGUUCUUCACGAAACGCUCUGGCACUCUCGUAACAUAUGAUCGCUUCCUCAAGGAAUACUGGGCACAUUUCCCACAAACAUUGACCAAGCGGCUAGAUCCGGCGUUAGUUUACAGUGAAAUCAUGGGGAUAAUCAAGGGCUCUGAGAAGACAUUGACAUCCCCAGAGUGGUUCCUUGAUCAUUCCGCUUACAUGGGUCUAGGUCAUCGCGCGUUCUCAACAUUUGCAGAUAACCGAGCCACGGUCUAUGAAAUUUUUCUUGCGUACACUAAACAGAAACGCGCGAAUGGCGAUUAUGAUGCCGCAGACAGGUCUCAUGACAUCCUGCAGGCUAUUCGGAACCACGACGUACCCGGGAGCACGAUUGACUAUCUAUAUGUCGAUGAAGUUCAAGACAAUCUCCUUAUUGAUGCCCUAGUGCUCCGCUCAAUCUGUUCAAAUCCAAAUGGUCUGUUCUGGGCAGGGGACACUGCGCAGACAAUCUCGGUUGGAAGUUCGUUCAAAUUCAACGAGUUGAAAGCACUCUUAUAUCGAAUAGAGAAAAAGCGCGUCAAGGACAGCCGUUUGGAACCCGACAAGCCCGCAUCAUUUCAACUAGCUGUCAACUACCGUUCUCACGGCGGCAUCGUCAACUGUGCUCAUUCUGUGGUCCAACUCAUCAUGCGUUUCUGGCCCGACGCAAUCGAUGCUUUGCAACCUGAACAUGGUGUUAUUGAUGGUCCAAAGCCCGUAUUUUUCAACGGAUGGGAUAGAGAUACGAUGCGUUACGAACAAUUCCUUUUUGGCGCAUCGGGUCAAUCCAUCGAAUUCGGCGCGGAGCAAUGUAUCCUCGUUCGCGACGAAAAUUCCAAACUACGACUAAGGGAGCAAGUCGGCGACAUUGGUAUCAUAAUGACGGUCUACGAAAGCAAAGGUCUGGAAUUCAAUGACGUGCUUCUGUAUGAUUUCUUUGAGGAUUCCACUGUGGAGCUAUCGCGCUGGCGGGUUGUCCUGAAUGCCUUGGAAGGUCAAUCUGCCCCGGACGUUGAAGCUAGGCAUGUCAGUGUCUGUGCAGAGCUGAAAAGCCUAUACGUGUCAGUUACUCGCGCACGGAAGAAUGUCUGGAUCGCGGAUUGUUCUGAUAAGGGUGAGCCAAUGAGGGUUUAUUGGACGAGUAACAACUUGAUCCAGAAUUGCACUCCAGAGGAUGUCCCCCAUCUAGCAGUUAAGUCCACAAAGACUGAAUGGGCCAACCAAGGCAGAUCCCUCUUCGAUAAUCGCAGAUAUUACCAGGCAAAACACUGCUACACUCGUGCCGAAAUGCCUCGCGAAGCAGCAGUCGCAGAUGCAUAUUUUCUGCGGGACCAGGCUCGGAAGGUUAGAUCCCGUUCGACAAUUAAAUCUGAGAUACUGGCCUUUGAAUCCGCCUACCGUCUUGCAGCUGAGCGGUUCCAGGGGUGCGCCCUCGAUCCGCCAAACCCGAGGAACCGUAGGCAGUACUUCGUCAACGCUGCGGACUGUUUUGAAAUAGGUGGCGACUACUUCCGCGCCGCUGAAUGCUACGAACACGUAGAAGAGUUCACGAAGUCUUGUAGGUUAUAUCGCAAAGCAGGCAAAUUUGUCCAGGCCGUCGAUAUCAUCAAUUCUCACAAGGGACAGAUGGACACGGACGUUGCUGAAAGUAUCAUGGACGUUGCUCGUUUGUUCUAUUUCACCAAACAUGACCUGAACUGUGUGCUGGGUCACCGUUCCUGCAGACAAGGCGAUUCUGACGAACAUUGCGAACAUUUCGGGAAAGCCAGAGAUCUGUUUUCAUCUGCGGAGGAGGGCUUGGAGUACCUAGAAGAUCGAGACUUGGAUGUGGCCAGAGCGACCCUAAUGGCUUCAAUUCCCGGUAAAUUAUCCGAGGCCGCUGAAAUCCAUCUAGCGGAAGGGCGGAGUCUGGACGCUAUCCGGCUCUUCCUUCAAGAUGAACGAAGCGAUACCGCCAUGCGCCGGGCUUCCAAGUCACUCCUGGAAGGCCUGUGGCGACAAAUGUCGUUCGGAGUGUCGGCGAGUGAACCCAAUGAGGAGCGGGACACACUCUUAGGUUUCGCUGCUAGCAUCGACGCCUCGGCUCUUGUCCUCGGUGAGAAACUCGAGAUUUCUAUGUUCCAAACAAUUUCCCGCUGGGCUACGACAAGAUCCAUCACAGCUUCAAAGGAAUUACUGGAUUUGAGCUUGAAGCUCUCAGUCGACAAACGUCCAGCGGCAACACUUCUAUGCCUCGACCAUUACUUUGCACAGGGCUCGUUUACCUUCGACGGUCUGAACGCUGCAGGAGUCGCUGAGAUUCUCUCUCAUUUCAUCCGAUAUUCAGAAGCACUCUGCGAUGUAGCGCUCAAUCGUGACCCAUGCAGGUCGAAUUCCGUUCGGACACUAUUUGGCAUCAAAUUAUCCAACGAGAAUGUACUCCACAUCCCCCGGGACACCUAUCUCGGGUCACUCGUCCUUGACAAACGCAUCAGGGUUCUCCAGCCCACCGAAGAUGGCUAUUUAAUCAGCAAUUCCAUCCUUUCAACCGCUUUUCGGGAGGCGCUCUGCCAAAGACUUGCCUCCAGAAUACGAGAAGAAGAAGCGCGGUGUCGGGGACUUGCUGUGUUUUCUCCGUGCCUUUCCUUUGCCAUUUCCAAUGAGUGCCGCCGUCCCAACUGUACGGAUGAACAUCGAUCAGCCGAUAUGUUCACGAAGGAGAGUUACAACCAACGAUUACGGAUCCACCUCCUCCAAAUAUACAUAUGUCACUUUUUGGAUGAUGUGGAAAAUCCCAAGCGAAACCUUACGGCUUUGAAAAGCUUCUGGACUAACCGGCUAUAUGAAGCUUUCAAUCCCCCCUAUCAACUCUUGGGCACUAUUUGCGCAAUCGACAGAACCCGCAUCCCCAAUGUUGACAAGUUAUUUGCCGUAGCCAGGGUUUGGGUUCGCUUCCUGGUCUACUCUCUGCGCCACCGUGACCCCCCAGAUCCGCCAUUCAUUUCGAAUUUGAUGCGCAACGUCGACCUGGCAUGUACUUUAGACAGGUAUCAGACCGACUCCUAUAUCUUUCGAACACCGUGUUUGAUGGAUCCAAUUGAACGGCUUCCACGCGAUUUCGUUCGUAUGGCCGGUCCAAACCAAAGGAAGCCGAUCGUGGGUGAUUUUCUAGAAUACAAGUAUGGGCGGAAACCAUGGUCCUUGUUUGCAGGGUCCGUCUUCUUGAAGACUAUUAUCGAGAGGCGGCUCUAUAUCAAUUUGACGGUACUAUGCGACUUCAUUGAAUCACUCUGUGCGGCCCUUGUCAUCCACAACGCGUAUGAAUAUCGACGAACGUUGCACGGUGUUGUACUCCCUCGCAGCUUGAUUGCAAAAACACUGCAAGUCAGAAUCUGGGAACAAGAAUCAAAGCGGCAUGUACCCUUCAGCAUAUACACGGAUUCCGUGAUAUCCCUUUUGGAACCUCUGUUUGCUGGCGCCAACCGCGACAUUUGGCAUCAUCCUGGUAGCCGUAAUAUCUUCAUCGCUCAUGCAGAUCUUUGUGUUUGUGUUAUUGGUUACAAUGUACGUGUGGAUCGCUUGCGACAACAAAUCCUCCGGGGGAUCACUGCCCUGCGCAAGGACGGUAGACGAUUCCCCUGGCUAUAUGCUCACUAUGUCAACGCUACCUCAUGGGAUGGGCUGGCCCGAGCUUUCAGGCAAUCCAUCAGUGCCUCGCCUAUGGACGAAAUGGUCAAGCUAGUGCACGCAAAAGAAAAUCCUGGAUACGUCUCCUCAACCAUUCGAAACGUUCGAAACGUUCGUUAUGAUAACGAGGACGAACUCUGGAAGCUCCUUGAACAUACUCGCCUCUACCCAACUUCCGCUUUGUCGGCCGCCGCCGCACCAUUCAUUCCAUACAAGUCAAUCGUAGCGAACCUCCCCGCCCGAAAAGCGGGCCCGAUCCCCCCACAUGCCACCGUGUUAGAAACCCCGAAGGAUCUUGUAACUGCAAUCGACCCCCCCACUGAUGACCGCCCCGCGCCAGCCCCAAUAGAGGCGGACCAAACAAUUCAGAUCAGCAACCUCUCUACCCCAGAUUCCAACCCUCAGCCGCCCGCGCCCCAGGACCAGGAUGGUUCUGAUGUCGAUGAUGAUGAGGCCAUGGAAGAACCAGACAAUGUCCCUUUGGAGGAGAUGCCAGAGGAGCAAUAUGUAGUCAAUACGUCAGAAGAAACGAAGGCUGCGAAGAUCAUUCAGGCCGCCUGUCGCAACUGGUUCAAUCGUCGGCGCAAGGUGACUAGAGACGACGGGUCUAAUGCGGCCUUACGACAUUUCUACCGGGCCAGUUUGGAAGUCGCACAGAAGAAAGAGUGGACUAGUGCUCUACAUCGAAAGAUGUUCCUCGGACCGCUUGUUCACACCCGCCUCUGCCUUGAAGGUCUGCACACGCACCUUCGCUCUCAUAAAGAGAAGACCAAACUCCGCCUGCACAUUGCGCAACACGAAGAGCUAGAUAACUUAGGGCCUCGCCUAACCUUGAUCAACACUACCUUCCGAGCAGUUCAGCGUUUACAGAAGGUCUUGGAUCCUAAAAAUGUGUUGCAAGAAGAUGCAAGCAUCGAAGGCAUCAAGGCGACGGUGACAGAAUGUGAAACCAUUGUUCAGAAAAUUGCUGCAACCUUGAACGUCCCUUCGAGGGUGAAAGAGGAUCUGGACAUCGGUAUCAAAGGAAUCUUGAAGGUCGCUCCCCCCAAGAAGCGAAAGCACAAGAAGGUCAAGCCAGGCCUAGUCAUGGACGACGAUAUUUACUAUGACGAUGGAUUUUCUGCCACGGACUCGGAAUCCGAAGCCGAGGGCGGCUACACCUCGGAUAGUCAGACUCCUUCGUCGCGCUCGUCUCAGGGGAGCUCUGGGAUCUCAGAGGAGCUAUUAUCAGGGGAGGUAUCAGGGGAUGUGUAG